Malassezia globosa CBS 7966 is the source of this 1974-nucleotide messenger RNA. RefSeq lists its product as uncharacterized. Gene Ontology annotation, biological process: tricarboxylic acid cycle; mitochondrial electron transport, succinate to ubiquinone. Lineage: Eukaryota; Fungi; Basidiomycota; Malasseziomycetes; Malasseziales; Malasseziaceae. Gene Ontology annotation, molecular function: succinate dehydrogenase (quinone) activity; electron transfer activity; flavin adenine dinucleotide binding. The coding region runs from base 1 to 1974 and encodes 657 amino acids. The transcript has a single exon. The record is from RefSeq and is a predicted model, not a curated record.
AUGAUUGCUGGUAGUGCGUUGAUGCGCACUGUGUCGCGCACGUCCGUGCCUCGCGCUCAUUCGUUGCGUCUAUCUGUUCGUGCGAAUGCAUUCCAUGCAUCAGCACAGGCUUCGCGUGUCGUUGGCACACAACCCCUUCGUGCGAAAGCCAUGUCGAACACACCAGGUAUGCCGGACUUGACAAAAGGCUACCCUGUGAUCGAGCACGAGUACGAUGCUAUUGUCGUCGGUGCUGGUGGUGCCGGUUUGCGCGCUGCCUUCGGUCUUGCCGAGGGUGGUCUGAACACGGCGUGUAUUACAAAGCUGUUUCCCACGCGCUCUCACACAGUCGCUGCUCAGGGCGGUAUCAAUGCUGCGCUGGGUAACAUGACAGAGGAUGACUGGCGCUGGCACAUGUAUGACACAGUCAAGGGUUCUGACUGGCUUGGUGACCAGGACGCCAUUCAUUACAUGUGCCGUGAAGCGCCGAACACGGUGCUAGAGCUUGAACACUACGGUCUACCAUUCUCGCGUACUAAGGAGGGCAAGAUUUACCAGCGUGCCUUCGGUGGUCAAUCCCUCCACUACGGCAAGGGUGGCCAGGCCUACCGUUGCGCUGCCGCUGCAGACCGCACGGGACAUGCUAUGCUUCACACUCUGUACGGCCAGUCGCUGCGUCACAAUACCACAUACUUUAUUGAGUACUUUGCCCAGGAUCUGAUCAUGGAAGAUGGCGAGUGUGUGGGUGUGAUGGCGCUCAACCUGGAAGAUGGCACCAUCCACCGAUUCCGUGCUCACCGCACGGUCCUUGCCACGGGUGGAUAUGGAAAGGCAUACUUCAGUGCUACAAGUGCGCACACUUGCACAGGUGAUGGUCUUGCUAUGGUGUCGCGUGCCGGUCUGCCCCUUCAGGACCUCGAAUUCGUGCAGUUCCACCCAACAGGCAUUUAUGGUGCGGGCUGUCUCAUCACGGAAGGCUCGCGCGGUGAAGGUGGCUAUCUUCUCAACUCAGAAGGGGAGCGGUUCAUGGAGCGAUACGCCCCAACGGCGAAGGACCUGGCCUCGCGUGACGUCGUGUCGCGUUCCAUGACAAUGGAGAUCCGCGAUGGCCGUGGUGUCGGUCCUAUGAAGGACCACAUUUACUUGCAGCUCUCCCACUUGCCUGCUUCGGUGCUGCAUGAGCGCCUGCCAGGUAUUUCUGAGACUGCCAGUAUCUUUGCGGGUGUCGACGUGACAAAAGAGCCUAUCCCAGUGUUGCCGACCGUACACUACACAAUGGGUGGUAUCCCGACGCGUUACACGGGUGAGGUACUCACACAGGACGAGAACGGCAACGACAAGGUUGUUCCUGGUCUGUACGCUGCUGGUGAGACAGCGUGUGUAUCGGUGCACGGCGCCAAUCGCCUGGGUGCGAACUCUUUGCUGGACAUUGUGGUGUUUGGUCGUGCUUGUGCCAGUCACAUCCGCGAGAACCUCGAGCCUGGUAAGCCGCACAAGGAACUUAAGGGAGACAAUGGUCAACAGGCCAUUAAUGAUCUGGAUGCGAUCCGCACGGCCGACGGCCCCCGCACGACAGCCGACAUCCGUCUGGAGAUGCAGCGCGUCAUGCAGUCAGAUGCCGCCGUGUUCCGUACGCAAAAGACGCUUGAGGAGGGUGUGGAGAAGAUUGACAAGGUGGUGAGCGAGUUCCCGAAGGUCGCUGUGAAGGACCGUGGCAUGAUCUGGAACACGGAUCUGACCGAGACGCUGGAGCUUCGCAACCUGCUGAGCAGUGCAGCCCAGACAAUGCACUCGGCAGAGGCUCGUAAGGAGUCGCGAGGUGCGCAUGCACGCGAAGACUUCACUGAGCGUGAUGACGAGAACUGGAUGAGGCACACGCUAUCAUGGUUCGAUGAGGAGUCGGGCAAGGUGAGCCUCAAGUACCGUAAUGUGAUCAGCGACACACUUGAUGAAAGCGAGUGCAAGAGUGUGCCGCCGUUCAAGCGUACGUACUAA